Messenger RNA from Sphenostylis stenocarpa, 270 nucleotides. The record is from the annotation of a GenBank genome assembly. NCBI's taxonomy places the organism in Eukaryota, Viridiplantae, Streptophyta, Magnoliopsida, Fabales, Fabaceae.
AUGGAUAAUGCACACACGCUCAUAAAAUUCCAUUUACUAAAUGCAAGUUUGCUUCAUAACAACAGUUCACACUUCGUUGAUAAUGGGCUUGUACCUUGGGCCUUUGUGCGUCUAGCCCACAUACUCUCACAGGUUAAACAUUUGUCCAAACACAAGACAAUGGAAGAUACACUUGUGGCCAGCCACUGCAAGCACAUGGCUACAGCAUGGAGUUUGGCCAACCAAAACCCCGUCAUCUGCUCCAAAAUUCCUCGGAACCCAAUUGGAUGA